Molecule: messenger RNA, 449 nt
Organism: Nestor notabilis (Kea)
Lineage: Eukaryota; Metazoa; Chordata; Aves; Psittaciformes; Psittacidae
Gene: BMP8B
Product: bone morphogenetic protein 8b
Exons: 3
Biological process (GO): SMAD protein signal transduction
Cellular component (GO): extracellular region
Molecular function (GO): cytokine activity
Source: RefSeq, a predicted model, not a curated record
UGGAGCAGGACCGGGACAUCUUCUCGCCGAAGCCCUACUGGAAGGAGUUCAGAUUCGACCUGACCCAGGUGCCCGCGGGCGAGUCGGUGACAGCCGCCGAGUUCCGCAUCUACAAGGCACGAGGUGCCACCCGCCACGGCAACAGCACCCUGCACGUGAGCGUGUACGAGAUCGCAGCCGAGCACUCCAACAGGGAGUCUGACCUGUUCCUGCUGGAUGUCCAGGACCUACAUGCUGGGACCGAGGGGUGGCUGGUGUUUGAUGUCACAGCUGCCAGCAACCACUGGUUAGUGGAUCAGAAAUACAACCUGGGGCUGCGCCUCUACGUGGAGACAGAUGAUGGGCACAGCGUGGACCCGGGCUCGGUGGGGCUCCUGGGGCGCCGGGGGCCCCGUUCCAAGCAGCCCUUCAUGGUGACGUUCUUCCGGGCCAGCCCCGGCCCCGCGCGC